Molecule: messenger RNA, 978 nt
Organism: Anolis carolinensis (green anole)
Lineage: Eukaryota; Metazoa; Chordata; Lepidosauria; Squamata; Anolidae
Product: ADP-ribosylation factor-binding protein GGA1-like
Biological process (GO): Golgi to plasma membrane transport; intracellular protein transport; protein localization to cell surface
Cellular component (GO): trans-Golgi network
Molecular function (GO): small GTPase binding; phosphatidylinositol binding; ubiquitin binding
Source: RefSeq, a predicted model, not a curated record
UUUCCAGGGCGGCCUGCUUGGGCGGUUGUUGGGGUGUCUCUUCGAUGGCUUGGCGCCGCUGGAUCGAGAAGCUAGGCGCUUAAUCUGAGAGUGCGGGACGGGGGCCAAGGGGCAGCCGAGCCGAUGGAGCCCCGGAUGGAUACGGAGACCUUGGAGUCGAAGAUCAACAGAGCUACAAAUCCUCUAAACAAGGACCUGGAAUGGGACAGCAUCAAUGCUUUUUGUGAUCAGCUUAAUAAAGAAUUAGAAGGCCCACCGCUUGCCACCCGGCUCCUUGCCCACAAAAUCCAGUCUCCACAAGAAUGGGAAGCCAUUCAGGCUCUCACGGUGCUGGAGUCCUGUAUGAAAAACUGUGGCAAGCGCUUUCAUGACGAAGUAGGCAAGUUCCGCUUCCUUAACGAGCUUAUCAAGGUGGUAUCACCCAAGUACCUAGGAACCAGGAAUCAAGAGAAAGUAAAAUCCAAAAUCCUGGAGCUGAUUUAUAGCUGGACAUUAGGGCUGCCCCAUGAAGUGAAGAUUACAGAGGCCUAUCAAAUGCUGAAAAAACAAGGGAUUGUAAAAUCUGACCCAAAGUUGCCAGAUGAUGCACCUUUCCCAUUGCCUCCUCCAAGGCCAAAGAAUGUAAUUUUUGAUGAUGAAGAGAAGUCCAAGAUGCUUGCUCGCCUGCUCAAAAGCUCACAUCCUGAGGACCUCCGGGCUGCCAACAAACUCAUCAAAGAGAUGGUACAGGAGGACCAAAAGCGGAUGGAGAAGAUCUCCAAGAGAGUAAACGCCAUUGAAGAAGUCAACAACAAUGUCAAGCUGCUGACAGAGAUGGUGACUAACUACAGCAAAGGAGAGACAACAGAGAGCAGUGAGGACCUCAUGAAAGAGCUGUACCAGCGCUGUGAACGCAUGAGGCCCAUGCUUUUCUGGCUUGCCAGUGACACAGAGGACAAUGAUGAGGCACUAGCAAACUGUAUUAAUUCUACAGUGUAG